This is a messenger RNA of Puccinia triticina, 978 nucleotides long. RefSeq lists its product as uncharacterized. The record is from RefSeq and is a predicted model, not a curated record. Lineage: Eukaryota; Fungi; Basidiomycota; Pucciniomycetes; Pucciniales; Pucciniaceae. Bases 1 to 978 code for a protein of 325 amino acids. The transcript has 5 exons.
AUGAACGCUCCCUCGGAGGUAUGCGCCCGGCGAAAAUUGACCGACAUCCCGAGCGGCGAGAUAACCGCCAUCACCUGCCGUCACCCGCUGUCGCCUGACUUCAACUCAUUAAACCACCCCUAUUCGAGUCUCCGACCCAAGCGCCCACUCCCUUCUCGUCGUCGCAGAGGUGAUGAGCUGACGGCGGCCGAGUUGGCUAUGGAUGAAGUCACUGACGAAGACGAAGAUACUCCUGAGAACGCACCCCCUGUCAAAGGAGCAAAAAUUUCUACCGGAGUCAUCCGCGGUACGGUCUCCAACUUGGCUCGGAAAAAUCAAGUCGAUCUCACCAUGAACAGAUGGGCACGCGAGGCAGCAAAUCUCUCCGCAACAUGCUGUUGCGAGGUUGUCAUCUUUGCCGUAUCAAAGCACUUAUCCAACCACUGCUUCCGAACCGACCGAUGUACCCCUGGUGCUUUCAAACCAAACAGCGAGAUAUCGCAAAUGGAUGGUAAUAACCAGUACUCGGCCCGACUCCAGGCACUUGUCACCGGUAACUCAGUAGGUCAGAUUGCUGUCGGGGAGAAGAUUCCGGGCGCAUCCAAAAAAAAUUUGAAACAGAUCCGCUCAGAAUUAUGUACAGAGCUUGCUCAGUUCAUUGCUCGCGAGACAAACAAUAUCAUAACCUCCUGGCCUUGGGCGUCCAAUGAGACGCGGCUGCGAGAAGCGAAGUUCCAACUUGAGCUUGCUCCAGAAGCCCGCUCCGAAAUAGACUGGCUACGGACCGACAACAAGCGAGUCAAGAAGGACCAUCUCUCCAUGCUCCUGCUUGAUCUCAAGAACGGUCACACCAUUCUUCGACGAAUUAUGACUCCGAGCGUGGUGCCAACAUCAUCAGCAUCACAGGCAAACUGUCCGGCCCAACCAUCCUCUUCCGUGAUCAACACCCAAUCCAGCAGCGGUGCCAAUGGAGGCAAUCAUGAUGGGGAUGAUGACUGA